UUUUCAACGUGCCGGCAAACGAUGGUGGAUUGUAAUAAAUAUAACCUCUAUUCGCUUCAGUCUUCCUAGCAACUUGCAAUGAUGAGCAAUCUUAUAGAUGCGCACUGGUUUCCCCUGGCGUCACAGGGGAACAUUUAUUCGAUGACCAAACUCUGCUCAUCUAAUAUUUCCAACAAGCUGUUAGUGGCUUCUUUGAAAAGAAAGAUAUACUCUUGCGAAUAUCAUCAAACACCAGAAUUUCUGAGACCUAUGGUGAAGGAAUUACUGUUUACAUAUAUUCCUAGUGGUGCAGAAAUUAUUUCUAUUGAUGCUUACAACAAGUCUGACACUGGAGACAGUUUUGUGAUAGGUAUAACAAUCAUGAAGACGAGCACAGAUGCGAUUGAAAGGUACUUGAAUAUAUAUACAGAAGGUGCGAUAGAUGGUGAAGGGGAUGAAGGUAGCUCGAUCGAAGCUAUAGCUCAAAAUUGUCUCAUGGUGGAACUGUCAUAUACUCCUUAUCAUCUGUAUCAUACCAUUUUACCACAACAGAAUUCUGUACAGGAGGUAGUUUGGCUGAUAUCUGGAAGUGAUUACAAGAUUCAUAUGAUAAGAGAAGAUAAAUUAAGCCACGUUUACAGCGAAGCCUCCAUCGAAAAAUAUUUUCCAGAGCUGCAUGAUGUCCAAGCAAUUGCAUUAUGGAUUAAUAUUUAUUAUUAUGAUAACUAUAAGCGGAGAGUCACCGCCGUCGGCUGUGAGUGCGGUAUAGUCAAAGUUGCCAUAGUAAAUGUAACGAACUUACAAGUUUCUCGAAGUUGGCUGCUGAGAUAUGACAAGCCUGUGCCAAGUGUCAUAAUAUUCCCACAUAGAAACAUCAUUAGUAAACCAGCAUUCAUAAACGCCAAUUCUGAGACAUGUGUUCCGAAGGAUGACGUUCCGAAAUUAAAUAUCAUUAUUUCAAAUACAAGCAGUGCUGUUGUUUUCAAAGAUAUCUUGGAACAUGGAAUGAAACAGGAUGUGAUAUUGAACGGUAGCGAAUCAUCGGAUUGUAUUCUAUGCUGCUGCGUAGCGGAUAUAAAUAUGGACGGCCAAAACGAGAUUCUGCUUGGCACUUACGGUCAGGAAGUCCUGAUCUUCGCAUUAAUAAACGACACGUGGGAGUUAGCCGCUAGAAAACUGUUUGACGCCCCUGUACAUUCCAUAAGCUACAUGGAUAUAACAAAUGAUGGAAUAAAAGAACUGAUUGUACUUACGCAACGAGGUGUACAUAUACUGCAGCAUAAUAUAGUUGAUAUACGAGCAAAAUGGAAGGAACGUUAUAGAAAAUUAUUUGAUAUAUUAGCUGAGGAAAGUCCGUAAUAUUUGUAAAAAAA
Messenger RNA from Pogonomyrmex barbatus (red harvester ant), 1352 nucleotides. RefSeq names its product KICSTOR complex protein kaptin. Gene Ontology annotation, biological process: actin filament organization; cellular response to amino acid starvation; negative regulation of TORC1 signaling. Gene Ontology annotation, cellular component: KICSTOR complex; lamellipodium; actin cytoskeleton. NCBI's taxonomy places the organism in Eukaryota, Metazoa, Arthropoda, Insecta, Hymenoptera, Formicidae. The record is from RefSeq and is a predicted model, not a curated record. Gene Ontology annotation, molecular function: actin filament binding.